Molecule: messenger RNA, 723 nt
Organism: Amaranthus tricolor (Joseph's coat)
Lineage: Eukaryota; Viridiplantae; Streptophyta; Magnoliopsida; Caryophyllales; Amaranthaceae
Product: glutaredoxin-like
Exons: 4
Coding region: 149-532 (127 amino acids)
Biological process (GO): cellular response to oxidative stress
Cellular component (GO): cytoplasm
Molecular function (GO): glutathione disulfide oxidoreductase activity
Source: RefSeq, a predicted model, not a curated record
CUUCAAAGUAGAGGUUGAAAAAUAGCGUGGUAAACACGCGGAAAAACCAAAGCGUGAACGGUUGUCGUAAAUCGCCAUUUUCUCUCAUUCCCAUCCUAAAAAUUCACUCGUUCGAGAUGUGUAUAUAAAUAAACAACAUCAUAAAAAGAUGGGAGGAAUUUUGAGUUCAUUUAGCAAAAGAAGUUGCAGCGAAGCAGAGACUAAGAUGGCGUUAGAGAAAGCUCAAAAUCUGGUUUCUUCAAAUCCUGUCAUGGUUUUCAGCAAGACAUACUGUGGAUUUUGCGAUAGGGUCAAGAAACUGCUCAAACAACUUGAUGCCAAUUUUCAGGUCAUGGAAUUGGACAAGGAAGCGGAUGGAGAUGCAAUCCAAGCAGCACUUCUGGAGUGGACAGGACAGAGAACUGUGCCGAAUGUCUUCAUUGGCGGAAAGCACAUUGGCGGUUGUGAUGCUGUUAUGGAGAAACACAACCAAGGGCAGCUCGUACCCAUGCUGAUCGAGGUUAAAGCAGUUAAUGCUGAGCAAAAGGCUUAGGAAGUUCUAUGCUGGAGCAUGAGAAGACAAAAAUGCUGUAAAUUUUAAGGUUUCUAAUGUUAAUAAUGGUGUAGUGUAAAAUAUUCUGAACCCCCGUUUAGAAAUUGUGCAAGAGACAUGGAAGUAUGAUAGUUGUUGAACUUUUGAAGAGAUUAACAACUUGGAAUAAAUGCUAUCUCCGUUAUUAAGUA